Molecule: messenger RNA, 1959 nt
Organism: Sabethes cyaneus
Lineage: Eukaryota; Metazoa; Arthropoda; Insecta; Diptera; Culicidae
Gene: Ttc30
Product: tetratricopeptide repeat protein 30 homolog
Exons: 3
Coding region: 1-1959 (652 amino acids)
Biological process (GO): intraciliary transport
Cellular component (GO): axonemal microtubule; intraciliary transport particle B
Molecular function (GO): protein binding; intraciliary transport particle B binding
Source: RefSeq, a predicted model, not a curated record
AUGUUUUCUCAAAAUAUGCUUAUACGAGAUGGAGAAUACACGAAAUCUGUCUAUUCAAUGAUCAAAGAGGAGCGGUUUCUGGACGCCAUAAACGUUUUGAACAGUAUUCCUGAGGUGACCACAACCAGAGCUGGGUUGUCGCUGUUAGGACACUGCUACUACCAAAUUCAGGAUUUUAUCGAAGCGUCCAACUGCUACGAACUGUUGGUCAAUCUGGUUCCGGAUGUGCCGGAAUACAAACUGUACUACUCUCAAUCGCUUUUUCAAGCGGGACUUUUCGAAGAGUCUCACAAGAUGGUGAGCACCUUGGAAGCAUCCCACUUAAAAGAUAAAGUACUGCAGUUACAAUCAGCUAUUGCCUACGGCAAUGAAGAUUACACGACGGCGCAGUCGCUGCUGUUGCAACGCCAGGGUACAGGACAGGAGGCUUCUGUAAAAAAUGAUGAAGGUUGUUUACUGUAUCAGGCUAACAUGUACGAGGAUGCUAUUCAACGUUAUGUUUCCGCUUUGCAAGCUGGAGGUUUCAAUCCGCAUAUAGCCUAUAAUGCUGCUCUUUGCCACUAUCGUAAAAAAGAGAAUUCACAAGCACUAAAUUUUAUCGCAGAAAUAGUCGAACGUGGUAUUAGAAAUCACCCUGAGCUGGGAGUUGGCGCACAAGCAGAAACUGACGGGGGAGCCCGAAGUAUUGGGAAUCCGCCUGCUCUGGCUGCCUCUGGAUUGGCACAGGCAUUCAAUUUGAAAGCUGCAGUCGAAUAUCAGGAAGGCAAUGUUGAAGGAGCUCGUGAGGCUUUGACUGAUUUACCACCGCGCUCUGAACCGGAAUUAGAUCCAGUGACCCUACAUAAUAUGGCUUUAACCGAUCCCACAGGCGGUGGCGCUGGCCUUCGCCGGUUAGCUUUUCUCCUGGAAUUAGGACCUCCAACGUGUCCCCCGGAAACUUUUGCUAACUUGCUUCUGCUUUGCUGCAAACAUGAAAUGUACGAUACUGCGGCUGAUAUUCUUGCUGAGCAUACCCAUCUUACGUACAAAUACCUAUCUCCGUAUUUGUACGAUCUAUUGGAUGCUCUCAUUACUGCACAAUCUACUCCGGGAGAGGCAGAACAGAAACUUGGUGUUUUAGCUAACAACAUCGGUGGCAGGUUAAGAUCUCUGGCAGCCAAAGUGCAGGAAUGUAGGUCAUCUCCUGACCAGAAUGCUCUCCGGAUUGCUCUUCGUGAAUAUGAAUCAGCUUUAGAAAGUUAUUUGCCAGUAGCGAUGGCUCGUGCUUGGAUACCAUGGCGUGUGGAUGAUUUCCAGGGAGCUGAGCGGGAGUUCCGAGCUAGUGCUGAGUUUUGUUCGGAAACUCCAACCUGGCGUUUACAUGCCGCUCAUGUAUUGUUUAUGCGAGGAGAUCGCUACAAAGAAGCCGCCGCUUUUUAUGAACCUAUCGUUCGGCAGAAUUACGAUGAUAUUUUGGCAGUUUCUGCAUCGGUCUUGGCGAAUCUUUGCGUAGCAUAUAUCAUGACGUCUCAAAACGAAGAAGCCGAAGAAUUAAUGCGUAAGGUGGAGCGAGCAGAGGAACGUAAAGGGACAAGUAACGAACAGUGUUUGCACCUGUGUAUUGUCAAUUUAGUUAUUGGUACAUUAUAUUGCGCUAAAGGAAACUUCGAAUUUGGACUCUCUAGAAUAGCACACGCUUUAGAUGGAGGAUCCGGUGCAAGGCUUUGCGCCGACACAUGGCUUCAUGUAAAACGAUGUGUGCUAGGUUUGCUUACCGGACUAGCCAAACAGACCAUUGUGCUGCCUUCGAUAGCCAUUCAAGAAACGUUAAGUUUUCUCAGAACAUGCGAAGUGUACGGUUUAUCCAUCCCUUCUGUUCUGACCGGUCCACUAGAAGAGUCUGGAGAACAACCACCAACGAUUGGAUUGGAAGCGCGUAAGCUGAGAGCUUUAUUGCUACGACUGAUGGAAUACAAAUAA